GACACUCUGCAGCCAGCUCGUCUAUUCCCCAAGGGUACAGGAGCUGAGGAGCCAGGACUUUGGCCAGGAGGAGACCACACUACGGACCAUCUGGCUGGAGCCAUGGCUCUGAAAGUGACCCCUGUGCUGCUGCUGCUACUAGCUGCUGCGCUGGUGCUGUUGGGAGCAUCAGCCAACCAGGAGCAGUAUGACCGGUUCCUCCUGCAGCACUUUGAUGCAAAGCCCAAGGGUCGUAAUGACCGCUACUGCAACAACCACAUGCGCUACAUGAUGGAGGAGGACAGGAGGAGGCACCCAAAUCCUGGGCCAAAAGUCUGCAAGGAGACAAACACCUUCAUUCACGGCAACAGCGACGAUAUCAAAGCCAUCUGCACUAGCCAUGGAGGCAGGAACUAUGUAACCACAACCAGGCAGGCCAUGCGCCAGAGCCUCAGACCAUUCCAGAUCACCACCUGCACCUGGCACGGAGGUAAACCCCUUGACAACUGCCAGUACAGGGCGGCCCGGGACUCUAGGAUGAUCGUCGUCACAUGCGACGAGCAUGAGCACCCCGUGCAUUUUGCAGAGAGCCAGAUCUGAUGAGGAGAUGAGGAGGUGACUCCCAAUUCCCUUGGAUUCUGCUGCUGCCUCUUCUGAUGCAGAGAUCUUGUACUGAAAUGUCCUGAUCACACGCUGCUGCUCCCUAGUGCCCAU
Dermochelys coriacea (leatherback sea turtle) is the source of this 693-nucleotide messenger RNA. Its product is annotated as angiogenin-2-like. The coding region runs from base 103 to 579 and encodes 158 amino acids. The record is from RefSeq and is a predicted model, not a curated record. The transcript is spliced from 2 exons. Gene Ontology annotation, molecular function: RNA nuclease activity; nucleic acid binding. Gene Ontology annotation, biological process: defense response to Gram-positive bacterium; antimicrobial humoral immune response mediated by antimicrobial peptide; antibacterial humoral response. NCBI's taxonomy places the organism in Eukaryota, Metazoa, Chordata, Testudines, Dermochelyidae.